AUGGGCCCGCGAGUACUGCCAGUCGAUGGUUUUGUGGUGUACAAAAAUCCAGACGAACAGCGGCACGAGUUCGCAGACCAGGCAGUCAAGUUCAGCAGCGCGUAUCUGUCACCAGAAACAGCAUGUUUUCGUCUCACUUUUACCAUCUUGGGUGGCGAGCACAACAAAAUUGUCAUAUAUAUGCAAAUUACGCCUGACAUCCUCGACUCGUUCCGCCAUGAGACUUGCGAAUUGAAGAAUCGUGACCUACCUCACCUAGGCAACGUGCGGAGGCGGCUGGGCCGCAAGGCUGGCAGGGGCGACCUAACUCACUUUCGAUUUAACUUGCGCAAUGGCGUCCACGUACAGCGCAUCGUACCCAACGACUUUCCCGACUACGAAGCUCUUGACGACCCGGCUCGGCAUGUCCUUGACAUUGUUUCAUCGGUCGCCGCCUCUCCAUCAUUCUCCUUAUACAUUCCGGCCAAUCAAGUACUGCGGUCUGUGCUUGACAGUUGCGUUGAAGCUGCUGAGCGAUGUUCGGUGUUAACAGAGAAAGAGCUACAGUCGUAUCUGCGAGCGGUUGACUUGCAGAGGCUGUAUGGUGGCAAAGGUGGCAGGGUACUUGCCGUACGUGAUGACGACGCUGCCGUAGAUCGUGAUCUCGCCAUCGACGACCAUGAUAGUACCUCUCAGCUGGAGACCGAUUCGUGCGCGACAUUGGGUUUCGACGUUGUCCCGCGUGAUCAGGACUCUCCCCCGCGGUAUGACGAGCGCUCCACCGACGUGAAGAAGCCCAUGGCGAAGCUGGCCGACACGGUCAACGUCGUCGAAAGCUCCGUUAUUGGCUGUCCGCCGCCGGAGUAUGGUGACAUCGAACAGGCUCGCGGCACGCCGAUGGCUCUCAAGCGCGUGCGCCAAUGGGUGGAUGAGGAUGGGUCUCCG
Molecule: messenger RNA, 924 nt
Organism: Colletotrichum abscissum
Lineage: Eukaryota; Fungi; Ascomycota; Sordariomycetes; Glomerellales; Glomerellaceae
Exons: 1
Source: RefSeq, a predicted model, not a curated record